This is a messenger RNA of Oryza sativa Japonica Group (Japanese rice), 1170 nucleotides long. RefSeq names its product GEM-like protein 7. Lineage: Eukaryota; Viridiplantae; Streptophyta; Magnoliopsida; Poales; Poaceae. The record is from RefSeq and is a predicted model, not a curated record.
AAAAGGAUCCACCACCCCGCCGCGACGCCUAUAUAGGCCGCUCUCCGUGGCUGCACUCCGGUACCAAUCCACUUUUCCUUCCACGCUAAGGCAAACAGCGCAACGCAGCACACAACACAAGCACUAGCUGCUCGAUCUCGUGAGGCUCGUAGUAAGCACACUAGCUGCAGAUCGAGCGAACAGCCAUGAGGAAGUCAAGCAUCAACGGCGUCCAUGUCAUCGGAGUCCCGGUGACCGCCAAGGCGUUUGGCAUAGAGGAGGAGGUGUCGUUGGCCAGGGGCCAGUCGUUCAGGAAGGCCGACGGCGAUCACCUUGCGGUCUCGUUGUCGCACCCCAGCCCUUAUACGUCUUUCGGCUAUAAGCACAGCAGCAAGGGUCAGGUUAUCCACUGGGUGAGCAAGCUGAGCAGAAGGGCACAGGGCUUCAGGGAGCAUGUGACCUUGGGGCCAAAGCUGUCGGAGACGGUGAAGGGGAAGCUGAGCCUGGGCGCGAAAAUCCUGCAGGCCGGCGGGAUCGAGCGCGUGUUCCGGAAGGCGUUCUCGGCGGAGAAAGGCGAGCGGCUGGUGAAGGCGCUGCAGUGCUACCUGUACACCACCGGCGGGCCCAUCGCCGGGAUGCUCUUCGUCUCCACCAAGAAGGUCGCCUUCCGCAGCGACCGGCCGGUCACGGUCACCUCGGCCAAGGGCGACGUCGCGCGGGUGCCCUACAAGGUGGUGGUCCCGCUCAGGAGGAUCGCCCAGGUGCGGCCGAGCGAGAAUGCCGACAAGCCGGAGGAGAAGUACAUCCACGUCGUCACGGUGGACGGCUUCGAGUUCUGGUUCAUGGGGUUCGUGAGCUACCAGAGGUCGUGCAAGUACAUGCAGCAAGCCAUCUCGGAGCUGCAAUGACUAGUGCGCGUGCAUGUUGGUGGUCUGGUGGUGAUCGCGAGGUCCACUAUUGUUUGUUCCGUCGGCACGAUGAGAAGAGAAGUUAUGGGCUGCUGCGCCGUCUUUUGUUGCGAGGCAGCCCUGGCUGAAGUUGCUCGAUCUUAUUUCGGGUUCUUCCGCGUACGAUUUGGAUUGACAUUAUGUGUGUUCUUUCAAAUACUAGUAGCUAGUAUUUUGUACGAUGGGCCGCGAAAAUUAACCAUGACCCGUGUUGAUGAAUGGAAAAUUUUAAGUUGUUCAGAUC